CAGUUGCCAGCCUGGCUUCAAGCUCCAGAGAAGGGCUGAGUCAUCAGCAGCAGAGCCUGAGGGCUGAGGCCCAGCAUGAAUAUGCCCACCAAUGGGGACUCCUCUCAGUUGCCCCUGGCCCUGGGGUUUGUGUGAGGUGUCAUUGUCACUGGAGGAUGUGAUAGUAGACUUCAGCAGGGAGGAAUGGCAGCACUUGGACCUUGCUAAGAGACACCUGUACUGGGAUGUGACACUGGAAAACUACUGCCAUCUGCUCUCUGUGGGGUACCAAGUUCCCAAAGCAGAAACCAUCUUCACAAUGAAGCAAGAAGAGGGCCAUGGUAUUGGAGGGGAAGCCCCACAUGACAGCUAUUUAUAUGAAGAUAUUGGGAAAAGUCGACCACAGGGAAUUUCUGGAGAAGUUUCAUUCCACUGUAAGAGAUUUGAUAGACCCAUAGGCAAAGAUUCAUUGUGUUCCAUCUUAGAACCAUGGCAAGAGAAAGACCAGCUACAGAGAUAUCAGGAAAACCAGAUUAACCCAUUAAAUCAUAUUGUAGUAUUAAUUAAGGAGAGGGGCUAUGAAUGUCAGAACAUUGAAAAAAUAAUUCAUUUGACUACCAAGCUUGUCCCUUCAAUUAAAAGACUCUGUAACUGUGACACAUUUGUGAAGAGUCUGAAGCAUACUUUAAACUCACAUAAUCAUAAUAGAAGCACUACAACGAAAAACCAUGAUAAAAUUUUUGGAGAUGGUAACAUUUGGUCUUCCUCUAGAAAGAAGGAGCAUACCAACACAGCAGCGAGUUCCUGUGAAUGCAGUCAAUGUGAAAAAUGCCUCAGUCACAAAGCUCCCAUCCACUGGCAGCAAAGUUAUCCUGGGGAGAAACUUCAUGUAUGUACUGGAUUUGGAAAGGAUUUUACCCAGAAGCCACAUCUCUUUAAACAUGAAAAAAUUCAUGCUGGAGAAAAAUCCUGUGAAUGCAACAAAAGUGAGCGAGUGUGUGAUCUGAAGGCACAGAUUGAGCCACAUCAGGGUGUUCACAGAGGUGAGAAGCCCUACGUAUGUCCUCAAUGUGGGAAGUCCUUUACCCUCAAGUCUAGCCUCAUUACUCAUCAGAAAAUCCAUACCGGACAGAAACCCUACAAAUGCAGCCAGUGUGGCAAAGCCUUUUUCCAAAAAUCAGAUCUCUUCAGACAUCUGAGGAUUCAUACAGGAGAAAAGCCUUAUCAAUGUAGUGAAUGUGGAAAAGGCUUCUCUCAGAAUUCAGACCUCAGUAUACAUCAGAAAACUCACACUGGAGAGAAGCACUAUGCAUGUGGGGAAUGUGGGAAAGCAUUUACAAGAAAGUCAGCUCUCUGGAUGCAUCAGCAGAUCCACACGGGAGAGAAACCUAAUGUGUGCACUGAAUGCGGAAAGGCCUUCAUCCAGAAAUCACACUUCAACACACAUCAGCGAAUUCACACUGAUGAAAAACCUUAUGAAUGCAGUGACUGUGGGAAAUCAUUCACCAAAAAUUCACAACUCUAUGUGCAUCAGAGAAUUCACACAGGAGAGAAGCCUUAUAUAUGUACAGAGUGUGGAAAGGACUUUACUCAUCAGACAAGCCUGGCUACACAUCAGAAAACUCACACUGGAGAAAAACCCUACAUGUGUGCAGAAUGUGGGAAGGCUUUUACUGAUCAAUCUAAUCUCAUCAAACACCAGAAAAUUCAUACUGGAGAGAAACCCUAUAAAUGCAAUGGCUGUGGAAAAGCGUUCAUAUGGAAGUCACAUCUCAAAAUCCAUCAGAAAUCUCAUACCGGAGAGAGACACUAUGAAUGCAGGGAAUGUGGGAAAGUGUUUAUCCAGAAAUCAGCACAAAGUGUGCAUCAGAGGAUCCACACAGGAGAGAAACCCUAUGUCUGUCCUGACUGUGGGAAGGCCUUCAUCCAGAAAUCGCACUUUAUUGCACAUCACAGGAUUCAUACUGGGGAGAAGACAUAUGAAUGCAGCGACCGUGGAAAAUGCUUCACUAAGAAGUCACAGCUCCAUGUGCAUCAGAAAAUUCACACAGGUGAGAAACCCAAGUGUGCUGAAUGCGGAAAGGCUUUCACUGACCGAUCCAAUCUUAUAACACACCAGAAAAUCCAUACUAGGGAGAAACCCUAUGCAUGCAGUGACUGUGGUAAAACCUUCACCUGGAAGUCACGCCUCACUUUACAUCAGAAGUCCCACACUGGAGAGAGACACUAUGAAUGCAGGAAAUAUGGGAAAGCGUUCAUUCAGAAAAUGACAAUCAGUAUGCAUCAGAUAAUUCAUACAGGAAGGAAGCUGCACACUUGUGCCGAAUGUCAAAGGGCCUUCACCAACAGGUCAAAUCUCAUUAAACAUCAGAAGAUACACAGUGGAGAAAAAUGAUGUAAUAAAGCUGGUGACUGAAAUCCCCAUCACAUGGAACUUCUAGCUGAGUGUGCAUGAGAUAGGCCUGAGUGAGACAAGCAAUGCCACCACUGCUGGCACUGGAGGCAAGGGUGGGGGCAGGUAUGAAAGGCUGUGGCUGGAGUGAGCAGAAGGCGAACAAAACCAAAUGUCCUUCCACUGACUAGAAAAAUAAGUUCCAGGAUCAUCACUGUUGACAUACAGUUAAUUGCAGAAUGACCUUCAAAUGAAGCACUUGAAUAAAUAGCAAUACUCAUGUUUGGCCACAUGGUUGAUACGGGGGCUCUCAUGCUUCUUCAAAUGGUAAAAAUAAAGACCCGAGGAACUAACUUACCAUCUCUUUUGUUUCACUUUUCAGAAAGAGGACUUAUAAAUUCAGCACUGAUUAGUUCUUUGUACCUCGGUCCAUAAAAGUACUCAACAUUGGUCAAAAUUGUUUCACACUCUUCUGGUGAGGCAAAGAGUUUGCAUUGUUCAAGCACUUUGCAGGGCCCUGAAGUCAAGGCCAAAUAUAUUUAGAAAUGCAGAUCUGUGAGUAGAACUGGAAGUUUUCAGUGAUUGUUAAUAUUUAAGAAAAGAUUUCCGUGAAGAAUUACUCUUGCUGUUCCCAUGGGAAGUCUCCAAGUAUAUUUUUUUAAAGGUGAAAAACAAUUUUGAAACUUAAAGUUUGACUUUGAGAAUUGGAAGUUAGGCAUGGCUCUAGCCUGUCACAGGAAUGGAGCUGUGAAAGGAUACAGACAUUUACAGGUGGCAGAAGGUGAUUCACAUGCUGCAUGCCUCCUAACCUGUGCUCCUAAUGCUAUCAUUUUUGUAAGCCUCAGACCACAUGCUUUGAUUCCCUGAGUGACUGACAUGAAGACAAUAAAAGUGAGUGAUGGCAUUCCGACCUUUCAGUCUUGUCUACUGACGCCACUGCUUUCCUCAAAAUUCCUGUUUGAAAAAGAAUGGUUGAGAGACUGUGUUUCCAUAUAUAAAAUGUUGUUUUUCUUCCAUUUUGGUUAGGGUAUUCAUUUUCUACAUGCACAUUAGCAUUAGUAACACUUCUCUAAAAAGAGCACUGCUGUUUUAAAAGAGACACUGGCUCAUUUUCCCUUAAAUAUUUUUCAUGGCCUCAUAAGAAAAAGGCUUUCUACAUGCAAUUUUAUUGUACUUUUAAACAUUUUUAUAAAGUAUAAUGCAUACAGAAAGUGAAUAUAUCAUAAGCCUGAAGCUCAAUGCAUCCUAAGGAAAUGAACUUAUUCAAAGAAAGAAACAGAACAUGACCAGGCCCCAGAAGCCCUCCCUAUACUCCUUCCCAGAAGUCCCCCAAACACACACACACCAAGGGUAAACAAUAUCCUGACUUUAAUAGUAUGUGCUCACUUGACUUGUUUUAUAUUUUAUACAUACUUUUACAUAUAUAUACUCUUUAGUAUCUUUUGUCAUUUAUGUUAUGAAUAUGAUUCACCAAUUUGGUAGUACAUAGUCAAUGAUAACUCCAUUUUCAUGUCAUGUUGUAUUUCAUUGUAUGAAUAUGUUGCAAAAUACCCAUUUUUCUCUUGAUAUACCUUUGUGCUGUUUGCAACUUGGGGCUAUUAAAAACAGUGUUGCUAUUUACUGGUGAACAUAUAUAUAUAUGAAUUUCAGUUAAGUAUAUACUUAGGAGUUGAAGUACACAGUCAUAGUAUAUCCAUAUUUUGAAUUUUUAAAAAUGGUUUUCCAUUGUGUCUGUAUCAGUGUGCAGCCCCACCAACACAGUGUGAGUUCUAGGUGCUCCAUAUCCUUGCCAACACUUAGUAUAUUUUUAGCUUUUAUUACUGUAGCCAUUGUGAUGGGUAUAUAGUGAUAUCGUGGUUUGACUUUUCAUUUCCUUGUGUUUGAAACCAUUGUGGUAUCUUCCCAGGAGAGACAGACCAGUCAUGUUGUUGCAGAAGUUAAGAGACAGGAGAAAUUACAAGUGAAACGGGAGGAUUUUAUUCCAGGAUUUUAGGUGCACACCAGCCCAUCAAACUCAUGUCCAAAGGCCAAGCCUCAAACAAAGGAAAAGCUCUAGUUUUUAUACAUUUGGUCGGAGGGGGUUGGCCUACCUAGUGGCACAUAACGUGGGAGUGAGCAAGCAGAAUAAAGGCAGUUUGUCAAGCUGUGAUGCUUUUGCAACUUGACAUAUCCCAGCGGCCUUGGUUAGGUAAAAGCAGGAUGUUAUGAGAACAGGAGGUUAUAAAACUUUACUUAUCGGGACAGAGUUGCUGAUUUUAUCUGUAUUAGAACAGAGUACAACAGCCGUAUUGCUAAGGUUGGGGAAACUUGUUUUUCCUCUUUGUAAAGUCCUGCUUUAAUGUCAGAUCUGAGACUUACCAGUAGGUAUAUUCCUCAGAUGGCUACAGCAUUUUACAUUCCCAUCAUGAUUUAUAGGGGUUCCAAUUUCUCCAGAUCCCCACCAACUCUUUGUUUUGAUCAGUCUUUUUCUCCCCAUGGUGCAAGGAAUGGAACCUGCAUAUGCUAAGCCAAUAGUCUACCCCUGAGCUGCACCCCAGCCUAUAGCCGUCUUUCUUAGUGAAGCUGUUCUACAUACAAAUUGAUAACACAAUUAAUUUACAUUACUCUAAUGAGUAAUGAUGUUGACCAUCUUUUUGAGCAUCUGGUGAAGUUUGUGUUCAAACGUUUGCCUUUUAUACUUUUUUGUAUUUCUUAAAAUUCAACCCAGGGGCCUUCUACCACUGAACUAUAUUCC
Messenger RNA from Fukomys damarensis (Damara mole-rat), 5105 nucleotides. It is a transcript of the gene Znf41, whose product is annotated as zinc finger protein 41. The record is from RefSeq and is a predicted model, not a curated record. Lineage: Eukaryota; Metazoa; Chordata; Mammalia; Rodentia; Bathyergidae. Gene Ontology annotation, biological process: regulation of DNA-templated transcription.